AUGGCACCUAAAGUAUCACACGCAUACCAGACUCCGAAUCAUGAUAUUUCAAAGUCAAGAGUCCUCAAAUCAGCACUUUUAACUGUAUUAUCGAUAUUUGCCCUUCUCCAAUUAGGAUAUCAUUGUUUAUGGGCUUUCAAAGUUCUUUACAACAAUUCUUAUGGAAAUAGUAUAAAUAACUUGAUAUUUGGUAUAGGAACCUUGAUUGCUAACGCCGGUAUCAGUUUCAAGGCAUUAACAUUUUUGAAUGAAAAAUUGAUAGAUGAUGGUAUUGACGCGGACCAUAAGAAAUAUUUAUAA
Messenger RNA from Yamadazyma jaroonii, 300 nucleotides. NCBI's taxonomy places the organism in Eukaryota, Fungi, Ascomycota, Pichiomycetes, Serinales, Debaryomycetaceae. The record is from the annotation of a GenBank genome assembly.